AAGAAGACUUUCAUCAUGAAACAUACAGUCACAUUCUUUGUAGCUACAACGCUAUUAGUAGCUGGCACAGGAGCGGUGGAUCCAUGGACGCCUAGUCCUCUCUGUCCGUUUCCCUCCACAGAUCUGGUCCGUUUCCCAUAUGAGGGAGAUUGCACUAAAUAUUGGGAAUGCUAUAAUGGAGCGAGAUACCCUAUGGACUGUCCAACUUGGUUAGAGUUCAAUUCUGCUGAGUCAUGGUGUUAUACUCCAAGCCUUGCCAAUUGCGACCCAGAUGCUACUAUAAUUUAUCCAACGUUUUCACAUUCUACAGUAUCUACUCAAUCUACUGCACCAACACAAGACUGGGGCCCAAAACCAAAGUGCCCCUUCCCUUCUAACGAACUCAUAUUUUUUCCUGUAGCGACUAAUUGUGCCAAAUAUUGGGAAUGUUUCCAAGGAAUCAGAUACCUGAUGAGCUGUCCGCCUGGAUUACAUUGGAACACAGUAUACAAUUACUGUGACUAUCCUGGAAAUGCAAAUUGCAGCAUAAACAACGCCACAACCACAUCAAGCCCUGUCCCUACUACACCUUCAACUAACACCACGACUACACCUGGGGGCAAUACUCCGGAUCCUCAAUGUCCUUACCCAUCUGACGAAAUAACGUUCUACCCUCAUCCUACCGAGUGCAAUAAAUACUAUGAAUGUUAUCAAGGACACAGGUAUUUGAUGUCUUGCCCCAGUGGUUUGUACUGGAAUGAAAAGGAAAACGCCUGCGACUAUAGGGAGAAUGUUAAUUGUGAUAGAGUUUCCACACUAUCGCCUCCAACACCAGUACCUACUGCAUCUACGACUGCAAAUCCCAUCUGUGUUGGUAAGCCGGAUGGAACUUAUCUUGCAAAUCCAAACGAUUGCCGAAAAUUCUAUGAAUGCGUUGGUGGAAAAGCGAUAGAGGAACAGUGUGCUGCAGAUCUUCUCUGGAACGACCUUAUACUCUCUUGUGAUUACCCUCAAAUCGUAUCCUGUAAUACAAAGUAGAUUUAGUGAUUAAUUAUUUAAGUUUUUGGUACUAAUAAAGCAUUUUAUUUUUUAA
Molecule: messenger RNA, 1072 nt
Organism: Anoplophora glabripennis (Asian longhorned beetle)
Lineage: Eukaryota; Metazoa; Arthropoda; Insecta; Coleoptera; Cerambycidae
Product: probable chitinase 10
Exons: 9
Coding region: 16-1017 (333 amino acids)
Cellular component (GO): extracellular region
Molecular function (GO): chitin binding
Source: RefSeq, a predicted model, not a curated record